Molecule: messenger RNA, 600 nt
Organism: Geodia barretti
Lineage: Eukaryota; Metazoa; Porifera; Demospongiae; Tetractinellida; Geodiidae
Source: the annotation of a GenBank genome assembly
AUGACCUCGAAACAGUUGCCAAUCUCAUACGCACAGAUGGCGGGGAAGUCUCUCGUUGUACCGACGGAUGUAACGCAGGCGGAAGCGGUGGAGACUUUGGUCAAUCGAGCGUUAGCAGCUUAUGGUCAAAUAGACAUCCUUGUGAACAAUGCAGGAACCGGUGCCUUCGAGAUGGUUGUCGAUUCAGAUCCGGAGGUAUGGACGCAGGUGGUCGCCUCCAACCUCAAAAGCACCUAUCUUUGCUCGAAAUACGUGCUACCCUCUAUGCUGGCACGUCAAUCUGGUCAAAUUAUCAACGUGCUGUCGAUUGCCGCGAAAGUUGCGUUCAAAGCCUCAAGCGCGUAUUGUGCAGCAAAGGCAGGAGCACUAGCGUUUACAAAGGUUUUAGCGGAGGAGGUCCGGAGUGAGAAUAUCCGUGUCACAGCGGUCUCUCCCGGCUCGGUCGAUACGCCAUUCUGGGCUGGGAUUGAGGGACAUCCUGACCUGAAUUUGAUGUUGAAGCCAGAACAUGUCGCAGAGACCAUUCUUUUUGUUGCGACGCAGCCGGCUGGUAUGGUUACCGACGAGAUUGUCGUAACACCACCGCUUGGCAUUCUAUGA